Molecule: messenger RNA, 2917 nt
Organism: Stegastes partitus (bicolor damselfish)
Lineage: Eukaryota; Metazoa; Chordata; Actinopteri; Pomacentridae
Gene: mybl2b
Product: v-myb avian myeloblastosis viral oncogene homolog-like 2b
Exons: 15
Coding region: 233-2143 (636 amino acids)
Biological process (GO): regulation of DNA-templated transcription
Cellular component (GO): nucleus
Molecular function (GO): DNA-binding transcription factor activity, RNA polymerase II-specific; RNA polymerase II cis-regulatory region sequence-specific DNA binding
Source: RefSeq, a predicted model, not a curated record
GAUAGGAAUCGAGGAGCGCGGACUCUCCGGCCGCUCCGCCACAGCUGCUCUCCGGCUGGACAACAACUCGACACAGCCUCGCCGAGCCUCCAUCUCCGCCACAGGGCCGCAGAAACGUGGAUUAAACACGCCGAAUACGACGAUAUAACACCGAAUAUUCACGUAUUCACAUGACGUGCAGCGGCGGCAGGGAAACUCACCGUCUGACCGUAAACAACAGAAACAGAGGGAAAUGUCUUGGUGGCCGCGCGGUGAGGAUGGAGAGGAGGCCCUGCAUCAGGACACUGACUCGGAUGUGGCAGAGCAGAGGGACGGUGGCAAGCUGAAAGUGAAGUGGACACAAGAGGAGGACGAUCGGCUGAAGGCGCUGGUUCAAAAACUUGGUCCAAAUGACUGGAAGUACAUAGCCGGCAACAUACCAAAUCACACUGAACACCAGUGUCAGCACCGCUGGUUUAAGGUUUUGGAUCCAGAAUUGGUUAAAGGUCCUUGGACCAAAGAGGAGGAUGAGAAGGUCAUAGAGCUUGUGAACCUCUACGGCAACAAGCAGUGGGCAAUGGUGGCCAAACAUCUCAAAGGCAGACUGGGGAAGCAGUGUAGAGAACGCUGGCACAACCACCUGAAUCCCAGCGUUAAGAAGUCAUCGUGGACAGCCGAGGAGGACCUCAUCAUCUACAAGGCUCACCGCCUGCUUGGAAACCGCUGGGCCGAGAUUGCAAAGCUGCUCCCUGGAAGGACGGACAAUGCCGUGAAGAAUCACUGGAAUUCAACCAUCAAGCGCAAGUUAGACAUGGGCUUCUACACUGGGGAGAUCUUUAGGCCGAAUGAACUGGAAGAGCUGUUGGCUCGUGUUAAUAAAGAUGUGCAGAUGUCCAGUUGCUCUCAAGACGGUUUAGACAAGGACGCAGAGCAGAAACCCCAUCCGUCGCAGUUGCAGGAAGUGUCGGCCACUGCUAAAGCCGGUCCCACCGAAGCGGGGCCGUCAAAGGCUGUCUCCUCUCCAAAGGACAGUUUAAGUCCCAAGACUGAAUCAGACACCUCAGGAGAAAUCAGCGGUACCAGCUGGGUGGUGGACAGCUCUGGUUUUCUCUCUCCGACUGGCCCAGCGCUGAAGGAAGUGCUGGACAUGGUGGAUGGGGACUUAGAUGGCUGGUGCAACCUUGCAGCCUUUGACCUGCCAGAGGACAGUCCCAGCCCAGAACGCCACCAGUUUCGUCUGGAGGGCAGCGCCCUGCAAGAGCUGAGCAAAGGUAGCAAAGGGGAACUCAUCCCCAUCUCUCCAGGAGGAGUCACACCGCCCUCCAUACUGAACCACAAAAGCCGGAGACGCAUCGCCUUGUCUCCAGAUGCCAAUAACUCCAUGACGCCGAAGAGCACGCCUGUCAAAAUACUACCCUUUUCUCCAUCUCAAUUCCUCAACAUGUGGACCAAGCAGGACACUCAUGACCUGGAGAACCCGUCCCUCACUUCCACGCCGGUAUGCAGUCAGAAAGCCAUUGUUACUACGCCGCUACAGCGAGACAAGACCCCCCUCACGCAGAAGGAAAACUCUAUAUUUGUUACGCCCAACCACAAGUCCGAGCUCUGUACGACCCCACGCACUCCGACACCGUUCAAAAACGCCAUGGAGAAGUACGGUCCUCUGCAGCCUCUGCCUCAGACUCCGAAUCUUGAAGAUGACAUAAACGAGGUCAUCCUGAGAGACGCAGGGAUCGACUUGGUCGUCGUACGUUCGACGCCACCUGAGCAAAGGCGCAAAACCAUGCAUCGUCCUCCUAUGAAGAAAGUGAGGAAAUCAUUAGCCCUAGACGUCGUGGACUGCCAGGUGAUGCCAACAUCUAAACGCAAAUCUGUCAGACCUGAAGCCAAGCAUAGCAUCAAGGAAGAACCCAUCAUAGUUUCUCUCAGUUCCUCUUCGUUUUGCAGUAAGCGGCAUGAAAAUAUUUUGGAUCAAGGCUUCCUUCUGGGACCCAGCGAUAGUGCUAUAUUUUCUAGCGCAGCUCCUCCAGUUCCAAUGUCCAAAGAAUGGGAGACAGUUGUUUGUGGACAAACUAAAGACCAACUUAUAAUGACAGAGAAAGCGAGACGCUACCUUCGCUCACUAAAGUCCCACGCUCCCAACCGGGCUCUGAUUUUGUCCUGAGAUGUGUCAUCUUUACACCAACAUGUUACACACACAACUUAAUGGUGCUGUUGAUUUUUGCUGGUGUAAUUUGUGAUGAAGAAAAGGACACGUCAUGUGUGGGGGUUAGUACAGUAUUUGACCAAGUAAUUAGCGAUCAAAACAUUGACCGUAUAUGCCUCUGUCACCUAUUUCGGAGAGAAUGGUGCUUGUAGAGAUGGACUCACUCUCACAGGCUUCAGUGACAUUUCACUGAUUUAUAGUUGUUUCAAUGUGUUUGAAAAGAACAAUAAAUGUAAAAAAAAGAAAAAUCAAUGCUAGAUAUCUUUGCUGUCGCUAGAAAGACAUUGUUUUACAUUACAUGUUGUGUCUGUAAUUUAACAGUUUUUAAAGUUGUGAACUGUACAAACUCAGGUUGCACUUCUCACCUUCUCACUUAUCUUAGUAUGCGGUAAAUUCAGACAGGUUGAUCGAUAACAUGGUGAGGGAAGAUUGUCUUGUAGUAUCUGUUUAGCAUGUGUAUAGAUUUACCAUAUACAUCUCAAUACACAUUAAAAGUUAGAGAAAUUAGGAAUUUAAAAGCCAACAAAAUGAUGAUUCCCACUGAGAAGGUGUUUUAUUCUGUAGUAGUCUAGUAGCUGAGAAUUUGUGAAUGCAUAAAAUCAACACCAACUAUUGAUGGCAGGGGUAGUGUGUUGUUUGGCACUGUUUGUAAAUAUUUUGUGUUGUAUGUUUUUGCUUACAUGCAGCAUUUUGCCAUGGAAGUUAAUAAAUCUCAAUAAUAUGUCUAAUGCA